Cherax quadricarinatus is the source of this 996-nucleotide messenger RNA. Lineage: Eukaryota; Metazoa; Arthropoda; Malacostraca; Decapoda; Parastacidae. The record is from RefSeq and is a predicted model, not a curated record.
CCACAGGGUGGUGACCUUUUUGAUGCCAUUGCCAGUGCUACUCGCUAUACAGAACAAGAUGCCAGUUCUAUGGUGGCAGAACGAAACAAUGGAGGAAAGAGUCUUAAACUGGGAGACUUCGGUCUAGCUGUAGAAGUGACUGAGCCAUUAUUUACUGUGUGUGGUACACCUACAUAUGUUGCUCCAGAAAUCCUAAAUGAAUCAGGUUAUGGGUUGAAGGUUGAUAUCUGGGCAACUGGAGUUAUUACAUAUAUCCUCCUGUGUGGGUUUCCCCCAUUUGUCUCAGCUACAAACAACCAAGAAGAACUUUUUGACCAAAUAUUACAUGGGCAUUAUGAAUUUCAUAGUCCAUACUGGGAUGACAUAUCGGAUUCUGCACGUGAAUUAAUAGUCCAUAUGAUUGAGGUAGACAAAGAGAAGCGCUUCAGUGCAAGAGAGGUCCUUGGGCAUCCCUGGGUUUCGGAUGAGGCUUUUGAUGGAAACGUUGAGUUGCGUGUUUCCCACCAGUUGGGUCUCCACUUUGACACAAAUGUCCCCCAGCACAAAUCAGCAGGAAUCACUCUUAUGGCUGCGGAGUCCACCCCCUGCUUGCACACAGUAGAGGUGCUAUAAUAGCUGGCAAGCAGGUAGCAGAGGGCAACUUGAGGACAAGAAAGCAAGAUAAUACUUAUAGAUUCUGAGCCUACUAUCUACACAGCCCACAGCAACAACAGGCUGACCAUUACCACCAUACAAGAAUCAUUCACAAAAUGCAAUAGGAACCUAAAAUUACUUUGAAGGACUACAGAAUUUUUUAAGAAAACAUUAUUAUUUAAAUAUAUAUAAAAGAAAGAGUUGCUAGACUAAAUAAUAAGCUGCUUAUUUACUGAGUUUGUUAAAUAAAUUUUCAGCUUUUUUUUUUUCCAACAUAUCUUAUGUUAUGACCCAGAGAAGUUAAUUAUAUUUAAAUUUAUAUCCUACUAGUCAUUAUCAAGUGACAAUAAAUUUGGUUCACUU